Molecule: messenger RNA, 2592 nt
Organism: Pipistrellus nathusii (Nathusius's pipistrelle)
Lineage: Eukaryota; Metazoa; Chordata; Mammalia; Chiroptera; Vespertilionidae
Source: the annotation of a GenBank genome assembly
AUGGCUGAUAUUAACCUCAAGGAAAUAACCCUAAUAGUAGGUGUGGUUACUGCCUGCUAUUGGAACAGUCUCUUUUGUGGUUUUGUUUUUGAUGAUGUUUCAGCCAUACUGGAUAAUAAAGACUUGCAUCCAUCUACACCUUUAAAAACUUUAUUUCAGAAUGACUUCUGGGGAACUCCUAUGUCUGAGGAGAGAAGUCACAAGUCUUACCGUCCCUUAACAGUAUUGACAUUUCGCCUAAAUUAUCUGUUUAGUGAACUGAAACCGAUGUCGUAUCAUCUCCUAAAUAUGAUUUUACAUGCUGUGGUCACUAUAAUAUUUCUUAAAGUCUGCAAACUUUUUCUGGACAGCAGAAGUAGUAUGAUUGCUGCUUUACUCUUUGCAGUACACCCAAUACACACAGAAGCGGUAACAGGUGUUGUAGGAAGAGCAGAACUUUUGUCAUCUAUCUUUUUUCUAGCUGCAUUUUUGUCAUAUACCAAAUCUAAAGGACCGAAUAAUUCCAUAGUGUGGACUCCAAUUGCAUUGACAAUGUUUUUAGUAGCUGUUGCAACAUUGUGUAAAGAACAAGGAAUUACAGUUGUGGGAAUUUGCUGUGUCUAUGAAGUAUUUAUUGCUCAGGGGUAUACUUUACCAUUAUUAUGUACUACUGCUGGACAGUUUCUCCGUGGAAAGAGUAGUAUUCCAUUUUCUAUGCUGCAGACAUUAGUAAAACUCAUUGUUUUGAUGUUCAGUACAUUAUUACUUGUUGUGAUUAGAGUCCAGAUUAUUCAGUCUCAACUUCCAGUGUUCACCAGGUUUGAUAACCCAGCUGCUGUAAGCCCAACUCCUACGAGGCAGCUAACUUUUAACUACCUCCUUCCUGUCAAUGCGUGGCUUCUAUUAAAUCCUUCAGAGCUCUGCUGUGAUUGGACCAUGGGAACAAUACCACUUAUAGAGUCAUUUCUUGAUAUUCGAAAUGUUGCCACAUUUACUUUCUUUUGUAUUUUGGGGGCUUUGGGAGUAUUCAGUCUCAGAUAUCCCAGUGAUUCCUCCAAAACUGUUUUAAUGGCACUUUGUUUAAUGGCGUUACCAUUUAUUCCUGCAUCGAACCUUUUUUUCCCAGUUGGAUUUGUUGUUGCUGAACGAGUAUUAUAUGUUCCGAGCAUGGGGUUCUGUAUUUUGGUAGCCCAUGGAUGGCACAAAAUAUCAAACAAGAGUGUAUUUAAAAAGUUAUCCUGGAUUUGUCUAUCUUUGGUGAUAUUCACUCAUGCCUUAAAAACAAUCCACAGAAAUUGGGAUUGGGAAUCUGAAUAUACAUUGUUUAUGUCAGCCUUGAAGGUAAAUAAAAAUAAUGCCAAAUUAUGGAAUAAUGUGGGUCAUGCUCUGGAAAAUGAAAAGAACUUUGAGAGAGCUUUGAAAUACUUUCUACAGGCUACCCAUGUUCAGCCAGAUGAUAUUGGUGCCCACAUGAAUGUAGGAAGAACUUACAAAAAUUUAAAUAGAACCAAAGAAGCUGAAGAAUCUUACAUGACAGCCAAGUCACUGAUGCCUCAAAUUAUUCCUGGUAAAAAAUAUGCAGCCAGAAUUGCCCCUAACCACCUCAAUGUUUAUAUUAAUCUGGCCAAUCUGAUCCGAGCAGAUGAGUCUCGGCUAGAAGAAGCUGACCAGCUGUAUCGACAAGCAAUAAGCAUGAGACCCGACUUCAAACAGGCUUACAUUAGCAGAGGAGAAUUGCUUUUAAAAAUGAAUAAACCUUUCAAAGCAAAAGAAGCAUAUCUUAAAGCACUGGAGUUGGACAGAAAUAAUGCAGAUCUUUGGUAUAACUUGGCGAUUGUUCAGAUUGAACUUAAAGAACCAAAUGAAGCUCUUAAAAACUUUAAUCGUGCUUUAGAACUAAAUCCAAAACAUAAGCUAGCAUUAUUCAAUUCUGGUAUAUUAAUGCAAGAAUCAGGUGAGGUUAAGCUCAGACCUGAAGCUAGAAAACGACUUCUAAGUUAUAUAAAUGAAGAGCCACAAGAUGCUAAUGGUUAUUUCAAUCUGGGAAUGCUUGCCAUGGACGACAAAAAGGACUCUGAAGCAGAGAUGUGGAUGAAGAAAGCCAUAAAAUUACAAGCUGACUUCAGAAGUGCUUUGUUUAAUCUGGCUCUGCUGUAUUCUCAGACUGCAAAGGAAUUACUGGCUUUGCCAGUUUUAGAAGAGUUACUCAAAUACUAUCCUGAUCAUAUUAAGGGUCUCAUUUUAAAGGGAGACAUUCUAAUGAAUCAAAAGAAAGAUAUACUUGGAGCAAAAAAAUGUUUCGAAAAGAUUUUGGAGAUGGAUCCAAGCAAUGUGCAAGGAAAGCACAAUCUUUGUGUUGUUUAUUUUGAGGAGAAAGACUUAUUAAAAGCUGAAAAAUGCCUGCUUGAAACAUUGGCAUUAGCACCACAUGAAGAAUAUAUCCAGCGCCAUUUGAAUAUAGUCAGGGAUAAAAUUUCUGCAUCUAGUUUAAUAGAACAGCCAAUAUUCCCAGUUAGUAAGACUUCAGGAAACAAAAUUCCGACCGAAAAUGCAAGAGAAAUAAGAAGUGAACCCCAACUCACACAGAAGGAAGAUUCUUCCAGCAGAAUUUAA